AUGGACGCUAUCUUGGCUCGCGUAGGCGUAAGCGACACAGCGCUUCGUGCGCACUGUUCGAAUGCCGUCCACGAUGAGCUGCAGCAGGCGGAAAAGAGAUUGCAAAAAGCGCUGGCAGCUCUGAAGCGCGCGCUGGAAGUGGCUGAGGCUUCGCGGGAGUUGUACAAGUCUUCACAAGCGCUGGUGGACGAGUCGCCCGACGUUUCCAGCAUGCUCUCGCGUGUU
Phytophthora nicotianae INRA-310 is the source of this 225-nucleotide messenger RNA. RefSeq lists its product as hypothetical. The annotation marks the transcript as partial. The record is from RefSeq and is a predicted model, not a curated record. NCBI's taxonomy places the organism in Eukaryota, Oomycota, Peronosporomycetes, Peronosporales, Peronosporaceae. The transcript has a single exon.